AUGACGGGUGUCAUUGACGAGAGGUUUCUUAGUACAGCAAGAAAGGCGCGCACCGCUGGUGAACCCUUCUGGAAGCUGCCGGGGCGUCCGAACCGUACAACGCCGCCAGGGGUAUACCCGUUCUCGACUCAUCAGCCAGCGGGCCCCAAGCCGGAGCAGGCUUCGGAAUUUCAUCGCUUCGUUCCCUCGGGCCUAGAGGAAGAAGGGUCAGACCGUGACAUGGAACCGAUGAUUAGGCUCAAUUAUGACCUACACUACGCUGAAAAUUCUAUCUUGGGCCCCCCACGUAACUCACCAUCUCCGGUGGCUGAAGAGGAAACUGACAGGUUUGGGCAUGCUGAGCAGUGGGGACACGCUUUGCUGCUGACGGCCAUGGAUGGCGGCAAAACCUCGUAUCAGGACUGGAUGGACCGACUCCAUGUUAACGCCCAAGGCGCUGACGAGGAGCUGAAUCUGGUGGAGAACGAGUCGGAAUGGGAGAUGCUUGAGUUCCGGGACGGAGAUUCUGAGGAAGACUACGAGGAGAUAAAGCCCGGGAGAACGUUUCAGUUAUCUUGGCGCAUUAACCCGAGGUUGAGACCUUCAGGACGAUGA
This is a messenger RNA of Canariomyces notabilis, 594 nucleotides long. RefSeq lists its product as uncharacterized. The record is from RefSeq and is a predicted model, not a curated record. The transcript has 2 exons. The coding region runs from base 1 to 594 and encodes 197 amino acids. Lineage: Eukaryota; Fungi; Ascomycota; Sordariomycetes; Sordariales; Chaetomiaceae.